Molecule: messenger RNA, 8075 nt
Organism: Sander lucioperca (pikeperch)
Lineage: Eukaryota; Metazoa; Chordata; Actinopteri; Perciformes; Percidae
Gene: ncanb
Product: neurocan b
Exons: 16
Coding region: 368-4444 (1358 amino acids)
Biological process (GO): cell adhesion
Molecular function (GO): hyaluronic acid binding; calcium ion binding
Source: RefSeq, a predicted model, not a curated record
CUGCUGGAGAGGUGAGCACCACUCUGGCGCUCAUCCACUCGUCGCGGCUGUUGCCUCGGCUCGUCUCCGGAAGAAGCGCGGUCACUUCUCGAGAGACAGUCACCCCACUUGCAUGCAAAAGCGAAACCGUGCCUCCCGGUAUCUGCCUCCCGGCGCUACACUCACAACGGCUUCGUCUUCACCCGCACUUGCAGGGCUUCUUCUUUUUUUUUUUCUUUUUUUUUUUUACGCGUCGUUGGAUGGUUGAGCUCCUCGUGUCUGUGGCGCUGUAGCACCUGCACCGUACAGACCGACGCUCCUGUAAGGCUACUGCAUCGCUCUACAUUCCUGUGGACUGGACCUUACUUCAUCCGAAAGGUGCAGCAGGAUGCAGGGCGUACUGCCUGUGUGUGGACUGCAGCCCCUGCUGGCCCUCCUUCUGCUGCAAACUAUGGGCUGUGGCGUAACCAACGCCGACACUGUGGUGAAUAUGCGGAAGGUGACCCAUCAGACCAUUAGCGAGGAGCUGUCCAAGACUGUUCUCCUCCCCUGCCUCUUCACCCUCCGCCCCAGUGCCAGUUCAUCCCAUGAGCCCCCCCGGAUCAAGUGGACCAAGGUUUGGGGCCAGAGAGGCUCCGACGGCUUGCAGAAGGAACAGUCGGUCCUGGUGGCCAAAGACAAUGUGGUCAAGGUGAAGAAGGCCUUCCAGGGCCGUGUAACGCUGCCUGGUUACAAUGAGAACCGCUACAACGCCAGUCUUGCUCUGACAGGGCUACGUUCUAGCGACUCUGGUCUGUACCGCUGUGAGGUCGUGGUGGGCAUCAGUGACGAGCAGGACACGGUUCCCCUGGAAGUCACAGGUGUGGUGUUUCACUACCGCGCCCCUCACGACCGCUACGCCCUGUCCUUCGCUGACGCCAAGAGAGUGUGUGUGGAGAACUCGGCAGUCAUUGCAACACCAGGCCAGCUGCAGGCUACCUUUGCUGACGGAUAUGACAACUGUGAUGCUGGCUGGCUGUCUGACCAGACUGUACGGUAUCCCAUCCAGUCGCCUCGGCCCGGUUGCUAUGGCGAUCGCGAGGACUCACCUGGAGUCCGUAACUACGGCGAUAGGUCCCCUGAUGAGCUGUUUGAUGUCUACUGCUUUGCUAAGCAGCUUCAAGGUGAAGUCUUCCACUCCACAGUGCCAGAGAAGUUGAGCCUGGCCACAGCCUCUACCCACUGCCAUUCCCUGGGAGCUCAGCUGGCCACUGUGGGGCAGCUCUACCUGGCCUGGCAGGCCGGCCUGGACCAGUGUGACCCCGGCUGGCUUGCUGACGGCAGCGCCCGCUACCCUAUCAACGUUCCGCGGAAGAACUGUGGCGGAGACGAGCCCGGCGUGCGGACCAUCUACAACAACCCUAACCGCACCGGCUUCCCCGACACCACAGCCCUGUACGACGCCUACUGCUACCGAGGCCGCCAGCCAGCGGGGGUCCAGGCUACAGAGGCACAGGCUGUGUACAAGACCCCCAACCCAGCAGCAGAGGCCAUCUCCUCAGUCACUGAAGCCCAGCAUAGUGCCCCUUUUUCCAAGACUUCCACCUGGACUGGAUUGGUUGACUUGGACCACACAGGAGUCCACUCCAUUGCUGGAAUCAACAACUCCUCUGAGAUUUCUGAAGAGCAUGUAGUCAUCCACCUAAGGCCAGAGGAGGGCUGGGAUGAAAACCAGGUUGGACCCAGAAGCAGCCAACUCAGCCAGGAGGAGUCUGACGGCCCAAAGAGUAGCAACACCAUGGGCCUUUCUGACCUCGAGAGCCUGGAGAGCCAUGGAGGUUCUGCUCAUGAAGAAGAAGAUGGUGGCUAUUUCGGAUCAUCUGACACCUCAACAUUAUCCUCCAUAGCUUCUUCCACUCCCCAACCUCAGACCGGGAACAGUGUGUUGGCUGAGUUUGUGAACACUCUGAUGAGGCCCUUUAGCUACUGGAGAGGAGGUGAGGAGGUGGAGGAGACAGAAAAGGGACCUUCUGUGCUUGAGGAAAAAGCAGGAGAGAACCAGACGCAGGGAGAGGCAUCCAGCAGAAACCUGAGUAUACCAAAACCAAGUGGAAACAAGGGCAGCAUGGACAAUGCCAUCACGGAGCAAAGGAGUGGUAGUUUUUCCUUCAGGACUCCUACCAGUGGACCACAGAAUCCAGAGGAAGGUCUGUCCGAGCAGGAGAAAGAGGUGAUGCCACUGAUUCGAUUAGUGCCUGCAGUCCAAAGCACGGGGCAAAAUGACACCGCCACCCAGCCAGGCGAACGAGCCUCCAGCACAUCUGCUGACGAGCCUCCAUCCAACGGUAACGGAUUCACUGCAACAGGUCCCAACGAGAUAUCCCCAUCCAGUGAACAUGUCAACCUAUCCGGUCCUCAGGGUCCCAGAGGAGGCCCGGCCUUUGCUCCCGCCCCCAGCAGCCACUUUCGGUGGGCCAUCAAAUCCAUGCGUGGGUCUAAAUUAGGCCCUCCUGGAAAUGUAGCCUAUGUGGGUAAACGUCCCACCUGGGAGCCUAUGGAAGCCAAAGCAGGGCCACUCGAGGUGAUGACCCUGCCCAGUUCCCUUCGACAGGACAACUCUGAAAACUAUUCAGGCCAGGGGAGGGUCCAGGACGGAGAAGAGGCUAAGUCUCCAUUGGCUGCCAGAACUGCAUCAGGGGAGGAGAAGGAGACCGAGGGGAGCAGUGAAGGGAGCAACUUUCCCGGUGGGUUUGAAAUGAAAGCCAACGGCUUGGACGGCAGUAGUGUCAAACUGAGUCCUGAAACAAAGUCGUCACUCAGCCAAAGCCAGACUGAGCUUGUGACCGUGGCAGAGCACACCACUCUGUCCCAGUGGCAGCUAGUGCAACAGCCCAGCACCCCAGCUCAGGGCUCCCAGCAGCCAGACACAGCAAGCGAGGCCAGGGGAGAGAUCUUCUACGUCCACAGGCCCACUGACAACCUCUCCUCUGCUUCUUCACCAAGAGGAGAAAGUAGUUCCAAUUCAGGUUUCACUCCUCUUUUAAGGAAGCAAAGCAAAGGCACCAGCAGAAAGGAGGUGGUGACUCCCACACCCGAAGCCCUCAUGGAGGUGCUGACAACCUCUGAAGUGACCACAGUGGAGCUUCUGACAACCAGAGACACACAGAGGACGGAUCCUGUCACCACAGCAACCACCACGGAAAGUUCCUCAGACAACGCCACCCCCGAGGGGUCGUCUAUUUCCAUUUCAUGGGUUCAGGAAGAGCGGGAGAAAAGCCUCUCAGCUACUCCAGCACCCAGUGACAGAGCUCAAACGACUACAGGUGUCAUUCACUUGACCACCUUUGCGUCAGACUCCAACGUUGGCGCCACAGAAAUGGAAUCCAGGUCCGCAGUGUCUGAGUCCUUUGUGGUUGGAAGUCGGUGGACACCUUUCAAAAGCAUGAGCCCUAAGUCAGAGGAACCCAAAGCUCCGGUGUCUAAAGACAAGAAAGACACAAACAACCCUUUCGGCAUCCUCGUGCCCAACUGGACCUUCGGGCUCUUCCCAUCAGUGGAGAAUAACCCAUGCCAGACCAACCCCUGUCUCCAUGGAGGGAGCUGCUUGCAGGAAGGUGAUGGCUAUAGCUGCUACUGUCCUCAGGGCUUCUCUGGAGAGAGCUGCGAGAUCGACAUUGAUGACUGCCAGUCCAAUCCAUGCCAGAAUGGAGGAACCUGUAUCGAUGAGAUCAACUCCUUUGUGUGUCUUUGUCUGCCCAGCUACGGAGGAGCUGCUUGUGAGAAAGACACUGAGGGCUGCGAGCACACAUGGAGGAAGUUCCACGGCCACUGCUACCGGUACUUCAGUCGGAGACACACCUGGGAGGACGCCGAGAAGGACUGCAGGGAGCACAGCGGCCACCUGGCUAGCAUCCACAGCCUGGCCGAUCAGAACUUCAUCAGAGGUCUAAGCCAUGACAACACCUGGAUCGGGUUAAAUGAUCGUACAGUGGAGGACGACUUUCAGUGGACUGACAAGAUGGACCUGCAAUAUGAGAACUGGCGUGAAAACCAGCCGGACAACUUCUUCGCUGGAGGAGAAGACUGCGUGGUUAUGAUUGCUCAUGAGAAUGGCAAAUGGAAUGACGUGCCCUGCAACUACAACUUGCCCUACGUCUGCAAGAAGGGGACAGUGCUUUGCGGAGCCCCACCCACGGUGGAUAAUGCCUUCCUGAUUGGUCGGAAGCGUUCCCACUAUGACAUCCACUCUGUCGCACGUUACCAGUGCGCCGACGGCUUCCUGCAGCGCCACGUGCCCACUGCUAAGUGUCGUGCCAACGGCAGAUGGGACCGGCCUAAAAUCAUCUGCAUAAAAUCCCGACGAGCCCACCGCUACCGGCGCCACCACCACCAGGGCAGGAGGGAGCGCAGGAAGCACAAGAGGCACGGCCACAGAGAGAGAGGGCACCACGGAGGAGAACGGGGCCACAACCACGCACACGUCUGAACCAAAAAAAAAAAAAAACCCACGUCCUUUCCUUUUUCUCCUCUGCUGCCAACUGCGGUUUGCCUGUCUCCCUGUCGUCCCUUCCUCUCACCCCCUCUCCCCAAACACUACUUCCCACCUUGCAACUCAGAACUCUCCGCCCAAGCCCACUCUCUGCACUGCACUGCCCUGCCCUGCCCUACACUCCACUCCCUGGCUCCCCGAGUCAGCCUGUAUCAUAGUCAACUCCGAGGCCUGCCAAAGUGCUGCCAGGUGUCGCCGGGACGAUAACAGAUCCCUUUCUACUCUUUUGACUUUCCUUUUCUCUGUUUUCCUUUCUCGUCUUAACUCCCACCUAUCCUCUAACUCGACCCAGUUACUCUCCCUCCGAGCUCAACGAUGACCUGAAACAUGGGGCUACGCUGACCUGUUUUUGAAGGGGAAAAAAAAAAAAGAAAAAUACCUUUGAGAUCCACACCGAACAUUCUUCGGAGGGAAGCAGUUUAGUACAAACUAUAAAUAGGGACGACAUCACUGAAAACACUGUAUCAAAAUCAGACGAUUUGAGGAAGACAUCCGUGUUGUUGACUUUGAGCCUUCUGUCUGUUGAACACAUAUUAUUUUUUACAAAUACUCAGUAUUUAUUUCUUCACUCUGCUGCUUUUGGUUUGCUCUUUGUAAGACAUUGUACUUGACUUAAGGCGAGUUAUUCUGAAACAGUUUAAAUUAAUUUUUCUUUCAAUCCGAGGCAGUUGUAAUUGAAUGAUUUGAUUGUUAGCGUAUCGUAUCUUGUCGUCAGUGUGGGACAGUUACUUUAGAUCAGAUGCUAAACCCCCAGAGGAAAAUGGAAAACACAUCUUAAUUCAGUUUCAUCACACAACAUUACACAUCAGUCAAUUUUCAGGAGUGUCAAAACAAUCUCAAGCAGCUCUUGUUGUGUCAGACAUCCAUCCCUGUCAUUUUCCAGGAUUAAUCGGAGCCUUUGAUGUCAGUUUGUCUCAACUCAGCUCAGCAAUCCCACGUUUGCUUUGCCUCUUCUUACAGUUUGUGUGGCUGUAAGAAUGUGUGCUGGGCAUUAAUGGAGGCGAAGUUCCUCUCACUCAUUAACAGAGUUUUUACGUCUUGGGUUUGAUGAGGAGAAAUGAUGCCGUCAGCCUGGCACGACAGAUGCAGAGAGAGACGGAGCACGUUACAUCUAUCCAGUAGCAACCUCAUGUGUCACAGCAAGCACAAGAUAUGACAACUACACAAAAAACAUGUCAUUAAAAAGAAAUCUCAAAAUUUUACUUUCAGCCUUUCAAAACUUUUUCCUAAAACAAAACUGAUUCUGCAAUUCACUUAAUACUUGUUUUCAUGCUUUUCCAUUGUGUUAGGAUUUUUUCUAGGAAGAUAGUAAUUAUAUUCAAAUAGGACAGAUCCCUGUAUUAAUAUAAAGAAUAAAAGUAUAAUUCUUGAAGAAAACAACAACAUUGGUGUUUUGAUCAUUAAUGACCUUUAUAAUAAAUAAUCAAAAUAAAAGAAUUAUUACUCAUAGCAUCUUAGCAUAUAGCAAAAUAGCAAAAAUGGAAGUAAUACAUUUGCCAUUGCCAAAUUAGUCGUUUGACUUUGUCACUCAUAUAUGAGGACAUGUUGUUCUUAAAACAAGAUUUGUGUUAUCCCAGUGGUAGAUUAUUUAAAAAAAUAUAUAUUAUUAUUAUUUUAAGACUUGCAAUAAUUGAUUUCUUUGGCCACUUUGUACCCCACAACAUUGGCAGCUGUUAGCUGUUAUGGCUAACAUGUUAGCAAACAGAUGCCUAUUUACACAUCCAGCAGAUAUGGAGCAACAUUAGCAUUCACUUGGUGUCAUGACACCUAACAAAUGUAGGUCCAAUAUUCACUCAUCAGUUAAAUAUCUGGCCCUUUAGCAAGCUAAAUGCUCCAUCACGUUCACCAGCUAUUUGUUAACUGUGCAGGGCAGGUAGCAUACAUUCAGUUCAUCACAAUUUAUUUGGCUGAAAACAACUGCUGAAGGGAGCGAUGAGAGUGAAUGAAAAGAUUAAAUAAGAGGAAAGAGGCCAGGGUGAGUUGGGGAACAGGCAUGAAAACUAGCAGAGACUAAUGUUGAUGACUGAUGGAUCAAUGAAAGGUGUGUACACAGGGAAUCAGGAUGAAUAUAAGGCAGAAGACACAUAGCUGAGAUCUCUCGUUUGUGUGUGUGUGUGUGUGUGUGUGUGUGUGCGCGUGUGCGUUCGUGUGUGUGCGUGUGUGUGUGUGUGUGUGUGUGUGUGUGUUUAUGAUUGAGGAUGUUGACAGUGGCUGAGGUCCCAGAGGAUGAUGAUAGAGAGGGUCAGCAGAGAUUAAAGCUCCCCAUUUCUGGGGCAGACCGAGUCUCACAGCUGCUCACACCUGUGUUCGCUCCUCCCGCUUGUCCCGCUUUAAAGAGGGGAUUGAGACGAAUAGAACGAGCACUUUGCUCUCUUUUCCUCCCAUUUUACUGCCGCGUAAAUUGGUGUUUUUUAAAGCCAGCACUUGAGGUUGGAGCUUCUGGGAUUAUGUCCACUGACUCCAGCACUUUUAUCCUUUAUGUUUCCCCCUCUUGUUCUUGCUUUUUCCCUUCACCACCUCUCACUUGAGUGCUUUUCAUUUAUCUUCCUCACUCAACAUUCUUUUUCGCUUUCGCUGUUUUUUUAACAAUUUAAAAGUAGUGAAGCUCCUAAAUUCACUUCAACCAGAUCUUUUUUCAGGCUGUUUUUUUAGCAGCCUUUCACCCAUAUUAUAAAAAAUAACACUAAAGCAUGAUCAGGUUAUAUAAAGUCACAUGAGGUAAGAAAAUCAAUCCUGUGCACAUUAAUUCCCUGCCUUUGUUGUCUCUUUUCACCUUGGCAAUGACAACACUCCUCUCUGCACGGAGAAUCAAAGUGAACCUACACCUCUGUAUCAGUUUAAUUAAUCUGCUGCAUGCCUAAUUAACAAGUUGCAUUAUCUGCAGAACAGCGGAGCCGCGAUGACAAGGGAAGGGUUAGGUUGACGGACAGCCAGUGAAAGGUUUAGGGUGACGGACAGGAGACCCAGAGAACUGUCACAGCCAUCACACUCCUGUCGCUUCUUAGAUGUCAGGCUGCAACGGGAAAAUGGAUCGAGCACGGGUGGUUGAAUGAAAGGGCAGACAGAAGCCCCUCUCACAGUAAUUCAGAUCAGAGUUGAUGCCCAGAGACAGUGUAAUUAUAAGCUGUGUAAAUGUUCAGCUGUGUGACAGGAGUGGAAAACUUUCUGAAAAGUUCUGAAGUGAGGAACUAAAUUUGGGCCGGAGAACAGAGAGUGAGGAGACAUGAUUUGACAAAAUUGAAUUAAUGAUGACAAGUUAAUGAAAUUACAUUCCAACGGAUCUAUGUUGAGGUGAGGAAAAGAUAAUCUGUUGAAGUCAUGUUUAAUCUGCUUUUCUGUCUUCUUCGCCUCUGCAGAGAUUUUUAGGCCUACCACAAACACACAGAUUUAUGUUAAACUUCUGUGUGCGUGUGCGUGUGCGUGCAUGCAUGUGUGCGUGCGUGUGUUUUGUCUCUAUAAGGGGACAGCUUGUUUUUGGUCCAUCCUCUAGGAAGUUUUUGAGGGGAGUGAAUCUUUACACCUCUGUGUGCUCUUACUGUAGCUGUGCAAUUUGGUUGCACUCUGUCUA